CUGCGCCAUCAGGUGGUCGGUAUCCCUAUGGGCACUAACGUUGGACCAGAAAUUGCCAACCUCACGCUUUAUUGGGACGAAGCACAGUUCAUCGGUGAUCUUCGUCAGCGAGAUCUGCGUGCUGCGCAAGCAUAUGCAUUCACGUAUCGAUUCAUUGAUGACAUUCUAUCUUGGAAGACAUUACCGCCGUCUCCUGCUCGGUAUGGUCUCGAGUGGAAAGACACUACUGAGCAAGAUGGGUCAUGUCUUUUCCUUGGGGCAAGAAUCUUGGUUCGGCCAGAUGGCUCACUUCGCAUUGGCGUAUUUGAUAAGGCCGAGAACUGGACGUUCCCUGUCAUACGUUAUCCCAGUGCUUCCUCCAAUGCUCCGGCACAUCAGCCUGCAGGUGUGCUCACGGGACAACUAACGAGAUUCGAACAUUUAUGUAACAAUACUACCGACUUCAAAGCGGCAGUGACUUCCCUGACACGACACGUUGUUCGCUGGAUAGAAGAAGAGCACCGUGCCGUCUGCCCAGACGAUGACAGCGCUGCGCCUGGGGUGAACAUAGAAGUCCUGGCUAUGGCAUUUAUGGGUAGGCGACUGCAAUUCCAGCCUGCUCCGCAAAACCACGAGCCAGGCACGGAUCCGAAUAUUCGGGCAUAUGUCUUAUAUCGUCCAGGUCACUUCAGUGCUCUUACCUUUGCAGAUAGUUCAUGGACCCUAUGGGACAAUGGCGCCUUCCAUACUAAUGACAUGUCAGCAACAUGCCAUGUGUCGUCAAUGCUUCCAGGAAGCUGUUAUAGAAAGCUGAGGGCACAGCUGCAGCAGGGGCUAGUGGCCACUCCAGAUCGUCCACCGGAGGUCCGAAUGGUUGAGAAGAUUGUGGAGAGGGAUGUCAGUGAUGAGAAACUGACGCAGAUCAAGGAGCAGAUGCGGAAGGAGUUGGAGCAGUCCAUGCAGAAAAGUGUCAGUGAUGAGGCGUUGAAGUCAAUGAAGGAAGAAUUAGAGCAAAAGGUACCUCAAAGGCGAAGCUGGAGCGAUGGCGCUGCAGACGGGCAAGUGGGCGGGCACCUGAAUAGUGAAGGAAGGUCCCUCGGCGGCAUCCCCAGCGGGUGCCACAAUCGGCCAGGGCCCCAUCCAUUUCGGGAGGAGCUUGCGAGAGAUAUCUUGUUCAAGGCUGAAUUCCGCGGCGGAAACCCAAACGAGAUCGCCGACGCGGAAUGGGCAAGGAAGACGCUGGCGAUUGGCUUGUUGGCUCAUGCGUUGUUGCGUCUUGGCCAUCUAGUCGCGUGCCUUGACAAGCUCUUGCAUCCGUCGCAAGAAAAGAAGAUGGUCGUCGCUCUCGGCCGUUUGUGGAAUGAUUGUGUCCAAUGGCGAAGUGAUCGGCGAGUUGUGCUCGAACUCGAAGGGGUACAUCCCGAUAGUUGGGUGGAUGGACGAGUUGUAGGCCAACUCGACAUCCGACAGCCGCUCAACCCAAUCCUUUUGGUCGGGGCGGAUGAGAGUGCGAAGGAAAACUUGUGUGGUCUGAUGCGCCCUGUCCAUUUGGCCAUCGGUUUGGGGGUGGCAAGCCGAACUUGGCUUGAGAGAUGAGCCCCAUCGUUUGAUGAGCGCCAACCAAAAAUCGGGCAUGAACCGAGUGUCGCGGUCGC
This is a messenger RNA of Chara braunii, 1634 nucleotides long. NCBI's taxonomy places the organism in Eukaryota, Viridiplantae, Streptophyta, Charophyceae, Charales, Characeae. The record is from the annotation of a GenBank genome assembly.